AUGUGGCUGAUUUUAUUUCUCCUUUCAUCUACUCUUCCAUCAAACUUCGGAUGGCCUUGCGAGUUCCCUUUGGCGGAUCCGUUGUACGAUGUCACCGCGAAUUCGCCGGUAGCUGCAAUCGAUCAAGAGUCGCUGGAGGAGACGGCCGAUUUUGAGUAUUUGUCAUGUCAAGCGUUCGAGUCGGAUUUCUUUGCUGUUCUGGCCAAAUGGGAAGGAAGGGCGUUGGGAGUGAUGAUUGGUAGACGUACUGGUGGGUUGUUGAAGACGUUAUUUACUUUCCAAAAAUUGAUUUUAAGAUGCAUACGCCAGCGAUGACGACCUACUUCAAGCCUGGCUGGAUGGACUCUAUCGGCAUGUGGGCGGAUCAUUGUACCCGUCUGAAGACGCUUGCGUGAGUUUAUUAGGUAAAAGUUCCUUAUUCUGGCCACAGCUUAUAACUUUGCGGAAGCUGGUCAGAAUUAGCCCAAAUUUAGCGUGCAGAAUAAAUUCAUCGUUGUCGAAAGUGGCUUUAGUUGGUGAGUUUUUACGUACCACCUUACCCUUCAAAAACGGCUGCAAUCCGCGAUUUUACACUUUAUACGAUGAAACAUGUCCGGAUCUAAACGUAUUCCCUCCGUAUAGAACUAAAUCAGUCGUCAUAGCCUUCGUAGGUACCCUUAAAACUAUAGAGAUGUUAUAGUAAUUCAGUGCCAAUUAGGUCAAAGCCUUGUUUCCUAACUUUAAUUCCCAAGGUUGGGCGCGGUUCGCAGAGUACCUUUGUUGUGGCCAGAAUAAGGAACUUUUUCAUUUAUUAAUAGUUUUAGACAACUCGACUUUUCUUUUGAAGCCACAUUGCUUUUUUCAGAGCGGAUCCUUAUUUUGCGGAGUUUUGAAACGGAUCAAUCUGAAGAAGCCGACAAACAGUAGAGGCUUUCUGUUCAGUGCUUUCAAUCUUGCGGAGGGUCUAAUAGCUAAAAGAGCGUUGGGAUUUAAGGAUCAUGACACCAUGUAAGCUUUUUUUCUACUUUGAAUAUAUAAUAAAACUUUUUGAAAUCUAUAAACAUGAAUUAUUCGCCUUCCCUCAGGUCUGGAAGGCCAAUAACUUUGAAAAUAAUGGAUCAAAAUUUUCAAAAAUUGCAUUUCUCGGAUCUUGAAAGCCCUUAUUUGUUGGUCAUAAAGUUUUCCUCUCAAUAUUCCCUCAGGGCAUUUCUAAAUAAAUUUUUUCCCUGAAUUAUCAAAAUCCGAAAUAUUCAUUUUUCAUCGAAAAAAUUACCGAUUAAAAUACCUUUUUAAAGAAAUCUUUAUCAGCAUUUUUAAACUCUUUAUUCUAUCUAUUUUUUAUAAACAUUUCAGUGAAUUUGGCACUCGGAUUUAUUGGAACGAAAAUGAAAAGUUGAUUGAUGUGGCAUACUUUGGUAAUGAAACAAUUCUCGGCUCAAAUUUUCCCGAACUUGGCAACUAUUCCGAUACAAAAUCUUACUGCCUUCGACUGGACAAUCCGGUCAAGAUUUCGGACACCGAAUUUACGGGAUAUGGAGCAAUCGCGGUCAAGGAAAGCCAGAAUUUUUGCUUCAAUUUGGAAACUGUUUUGUAGGCUUAAUUUUACAAGGGCUCGGCAAAACCCCGCUUCCUAUUUUCAGCCCAAAAAUUCUUUAUUUUUGUUAGUAUUUCAGCCCCAAUGGUAGCACUCUACAUCAGAACGGGAUGACUCCCAAAGAUGCCGUCAAAAUUCUGGACGAAAAACCAUUAGAUGUAGAGAUGUUCAAGGAGCGUUUCCUCCCUCAUUGGGGUGGGUUUUGUAAUUAAAGAACAGAAUUUAUGUGCUUUUUGAAAGCCAAUGUUGUCCAUGUUUUAGAUGAGAACGAAAAUUUUCCGAAUUAUGUACAAUUUGGCUGCCCGUUUUAUGAUUUGGAACAAGAGAAUUCGGUCCACUACAGACUUAUGGGAUGUCAAGGUUCUGCGUUUUGUCAUCUAAAAAUGGAACAACAGGAACAGGUAAGUUAGAUGGAGCGUUUGGGAGGAAAUUUGAGAGACGGCGAGCUUAGGACUUGCAGAAAUUGGUGGCAGUUCUACUUCGCGGCAAAAGCCAUUUGCUCAAACUUUCUUUAAAUUUUGCACACACGUCGGGUAUGAAGUAAAUAUCAAUUCCUCAAAGUCCUAGCUCGCGCUUUGAAGGCGCAGCCGAGAUAUUGAACGAUCUCUGCAGCCGAGAGAGUACGCUAAACGAGGAGAGCGGUCAGAGAGAAAAACAGUUUUUGGCCGUAACUUGGCUAGUUUUGUGCGGAAAAAAUUCAUUUUUUGUGGAAACACUACCCUUUACGGAAGAAAUGGAUAUGCAACUUUUCGUGCCGAAAUUCGGCAAGAAGUCUCAAAUUUUCGUCGACUUUCGAUCUAAAAAUCUCGGUGGUUUCUGCAAAGCGCGAGCUAGGAUUGUCGCAUACAUUUUAAACAAAAUUAUUCUAAAUUUGUGCCAAGUUUCAUAAAAGAAAAAAGUUUGCAAAAGUUACAUUUCUCCCAGAAAAAUUGAGCCAAAAUAGUUUUUUCUCUUUGACCGUUACUCAUUUUGCGUGUUCUGUCAUAAAAAAACAUUGCUGAAUUUUCAUCUUCGGCAAUAUUCUCAAGCAAAAUCAGUGGCAUUAUUGUUCAGGGACCCUGUAAUCGCUCCCGCUUCUACAUUCCCAAGGAUCCGAGGAGACCGCUGUGCCCGGUCGCGUUUGAUACUGGAAUGCGAAAAUUUAUUUCGUUUGAUUACUUUGACGAGCCGGUGGAGUUGUUAGAAGAGCGGGUGAGAUUUUUUUUUUUUUUUGAAUUUUUUGAUUCCAUUUCGAACUUCAUUUAUCGCAUUUUUAGAGAAUUAACCGCAAGUUUAAUUUAACAGUAAAUCUGACAAGUUACUGCGAAAAUGGGACCAAGGUUUUUCACAAGGGCUACUCCACUGUGCUGAUUCUUACUAUGGGCAAGUCGCUAUCAAAAAAAUAUAGAAAAAAAACUUUUUUGAAGAUCUUACUUAAAUUUUUUAAACUUUUAGCCAAACCAGGAACGGAGAGUAAAGUGGAGGAGCAGCUUUUCCAAAUCUUCAAGCAAAACGAACAACACUACGCAAAGAGUAAACUUUUUUUGAAUUUUGGAAUUUUCAAAUUGGAUGUGGAAAUCUUAUCUUGGCCAUUACCAUAGAAAUAUCAGUCCGUCGGGAAAAUAAUGAGCACAAUGUCGCAGCGAAAAUCGCGUCGCCGCGGGAAAAUGGAUUGUCAAAUUUAAAUUGCUUUUCAUUUCAGAAAUUGUCGCAGCGACAUUUGGCACAUUACUUUCCCGACAGACUGAUAAGUAGUGGAGAAAAACUUUAAAAAAUUUAAUUUUCGGAAACUACAGAGACUAAACAAACUACUGUAGUAAAAUGCAUUUUACUACAAUAGUUUCAAGGCCCUUUUAAAACCAACGGGUUCACUUGGUCAAGUCUCAAAACGUAUUUGUAGAAUUUUUCGUUUCAGCAGAAAGUGAAGAAAAAAUUUCCCGCCCCUUUUUGGUGAUUCGUUCAAAACGAAAUGUCACUAACCGAUAAAAACCAUUUUCUAAUCUUUCUUCUCCCUUUUCGAGAAAAAGCAACUAUUUCGGGCUAGAAAAAGUGCCGGUAAUUUCGCGACAUUUCGUCUCUCUUUUAAAUCAAUGAAAACGAUACGAAGUUUCGAAACGGUUCAGGAAAUGCGCUGGAUUGACGUGUGUCGUUUCAGCUGAAAUUGAAGACUCAACGUACGAACUGCGGGCGACAACAACAGAGCCGGCAACAUCUACCGCAACAACUGUUCCCGCAACGACUACAACACCUGACUCGGAAGCGCUCUUUUGCUAUGUCGGAGAGUAUUCCAUAGACGGGUCAAUGAAACGGACGAACAUCGGGGGUGAGGAGAAAGGUAAGCAUGAUAUCGAUAAAAGAAAUUUGUUUCUUCGUCAACGUUUUUCAUGUUCAGAAGUGGAAGCGGGUGAGUUUUGUUAUGCGCAUUUUUUGGACAAGCAGAGCGACAAGGUCCUCUUCCACGCAGAAAGACAGGUUAGUUUAUCGCCUAAACUUGUACUUUAAAACAAUUUUUUUUUUGUUACAAAAUUGGUUUCAGCGUUUGUCGGAAUGCGUCCAAGGAGUCAGAAUCAAAGUCCACGGAGAGUUUGGAUUUUGCAGUCAUCCGCAUAAAUUUAAUGCCCCCUAUAACGACGGUAUUAAUUAUACCAAAUAUUUCUUGGAAGAAGAUAUUGCGCUUGUUAGCGAUGAGUUAGAGGAAAAAAGAGUUUGCCCACAAGAUGGUCAUCAGAGCGUCGAGUGCGCUUACCAAUGUUAUGCUUUCCUGGAUGAUACGGAUCGAGUGAGUUGUGGACGGUUUUAGUGCGACAUGGGUGAAGCGGAACUGGGACGACUGGGGAAAAGUAGGAUUGUGGAAACCGAAAAGUGUUACUUUCCUUCGAUGCAAGUGUCGAAAUUAGGAUAAUCGAUGGUGCUGAUUUCGAAAAUCAUGUUAACUUUUUAUGCAGUACUAUAUAGUACUAUCUGAUCGGUACUAAAUAGCACGAAGCCUUUAAAACGUGUUUUUGAAGAGUACUAAGCAUCAAAACAACACCAUGAUCGUCAAAAACCUUAUUUUCAUCUCGUACCGCAGAUAGUAAAAAGUUAACACGAUUUUCGAAAUCAGCACCAUCGAAAACCCCUAAAUCGAGUAUUUAUGAAAAAAUUUAAAAAGGACUACUUUACUUAACAUAAGGAAAAAAGUAACAAUCAAAAAAAUGAAUGUCAUUUUCGAAAUCAGCACCAUCGAUUAUCCUAAUUUCGACAUUUGCAUCGAAGAAAAAUAGCACUUUUCGGUUUCCCCAAUCGUCCAACUCCGGGGUAAAGGACGGCAAUCCGAAAGAGAAGAAAAAUGUUUUCCGCACACAUUUGAGUUUCGUCCAAACGAAGUGUCAAAAUUGACAAAACAAAUAAGAUUCCGAGAAAAAUAUUUUUCGGUCGGAAGGCCCCGCGAAAAAUUCUUUUGUGAGAUUUCUUUUGACUUCAAUUGAUUUUCGAUCUGAUCGGAUAACAUGCCAAACGCUGUAACUUGACCUUGACAUAAGCCGUAUUGUUUCCAGAUCAUAUCCGGAUGCGCCAACGACAUUGGUGACCGCGGGUUGGUAUGCCGCCUAAGAAGUGGUAGCAGCAGGGCGCUGAACGAUGAAUGCGGUGUGGUGGUGCAGGCUUCCUCCGAUGGUGCAAAUCGUGAUCCUCUGUAUAAAAUGGCAGUGAGUGCUGGCGAUCGGAUCUCCAAUAUUCAAGCUUUCAGAAGUAUUGCUGCGUCGAGCCGCGGAGUCCGUCGAAUGCCAGUCACUAUUACGAGGCGCUGCGGAAGUUUAUGCGAGACCGUACAGACGUCGGCUUUUCGAAGGUCAGUGUAGAAGCAAUUUAUGAGGACUUCAUUGAGGAUCAUGUGGUUCACACGUACGCGCCUCGCCCGACUUCCUUCGGCAUGGACGCAAUUCUGGAAGAGUUUGACCCUUCGUGUUGA
Molecule: messenger RNA, 5501 nt
Organism: Bursaphelenchus xylophilus (pine wood nematode)
Lineage: Eukaryota; Metazoa; Nematoda; Chromadorea; Rhabditida; Aphelenchoididae
Source: the annotation of a GenBank genome assembly